AUGGCCAACGAACAGACGUGCUCGCCCUCCAUUAAUUUAAAUACACAUGAAAACAUGUGUAAGGGACGCAUUCAGCAAAGACGUUAUCCAGCUACCUGCAAUAUGCUUAAGAAACCAAGAUGUGUUCCUCACACCCAGAUCGAACUAUGCACAGUUUUAUUUGCCUUUUCAAACAUGAUAUCUGCAUCGACGACCGAUACCUUCACCCAAGUGAUCAUUAUCGGAGCAGGUAUGUCAGGUCUGGCCAUGGCCUGUCAGCUCAAAAAGCAACUUUGCUGCGAGGACUUUGUCAUAUACGACCGAGCUCCUAGCUUUGGAGGAACUUGGUACUUUAACAAGUGUUGCGGAGUCGACAUCCCUGCGGCGUUCUAUAGCUUUUCCUUCGCUCUAUACCCCCAAUUCACCUGCUUCUUCCCGAAGCAAGAAGAGAUAUUGCAAUAUAUCCACGGCGUUGCAGACGAGUUCAGCGUGGCUCUGAAACUGGUUGGUCAUACAGAGUGGGAGGGGGCAGACUGGCAGGAUUCUGAACAGUGCUGGGAAGUGAGACUGAGGGAGAUCCCGAGUGGUCGGAAGUUCACUCGUCGUUGUCGAAUUCUUAUCUCGGCUGUGGGGGGACUGACGAAUCCCAAGCAUGUCAUGCUGCAAGGAAUAGAAAGAUUCCAAGGGAAUAUAGUGCAUACAGCACUGUGGGAUCAGGAGACUGCAGUCGCAGGGAAAAACGUCAUCGUCAUUGGAAAUGGAGCGUCAGCCACCCAGUUUAUCCCAGCUAUUGCCGAUGAUGCCGCCUCUAUAAAUCAGUUUAUUAGGCAUGUGAGGAAGUGUGCGCCAGAAGAGCAGUAUUGGUCUCUCCUUACCCCAGAAUACUCUAUCGGGUGCAAGCGCCGCGUGUUUGAUAAUGACGGUUACUUGAAAUGUCUACACCGACCCAAUGUCGACAUCACAAAUGAUCCAGUUGUGGCAGUGGAGGAGCAGUCUAUAACAACGCAAUCUGGGAAGAGGUUUCCGGCAGAUUUGAUUGCCGAUGUUGACUUGGAUUAUGGAAGGUGUUUGCGACUGGGUUCUCUCUCUCGCAGUACGAUGUCGACCGGCGAGGUCGUAAUGGGCGUACGCGACAAGAACAUUGGAACCGUUUCGGCUGCAUACAAGCAUUUGAGACGGUGGCCAUGGCGGAAUUUCCUAACUUUCUCUACAUUCUCGGACCCAACUCUGGCAGGGGCCAUACAUCAACUGUCUAUUCAAUUGAAAGUUUCAGUUGUGAUAAAACAAGCGAGUGAAGAACGGUUUAACACGAAGUUGAAGUCUGCACUUAGGAAGACCGUCUUCACAAAUAUGUGCAGAAGUUUGCCAGCCUCGACAAUCAGUCUCGUCCGUGUUCUAACCGUUGUGGAAGAGAAGCCCUCCCUAUCCUUAUUAUGA
Aspergillus niger is the source of this 1416-nucleotide messenger RNA. RefSeq lists its product as uncharacterized. Bases 1 to 1416 code for a protein of 471 amino acids. Lineage: Eukaryota; Fungi; Ascomycota; Eurotiomycetes; Eurotiales; Aspergillaceae. The record is from RefSeq and is a predicted model, not a curated record. The transcript has 11 exons.